Molecule: messenger RNA, 621 nt
Organism: Malus domestica (apple)
Lineage: Eukaryota; Viridiplantae; Streptophyta; Magnoliopsida; Rosales; Rosaceae
Source: RefSeq, a predicted model, not a curated record
AUGGCGACAACAAAACCUGCAGUGAAUUCAAGGGGAGGAAUUGUUCGUCGUCUUGGGCACCCGCACAUCGUGAAGCUCAACGAUGUUUUAGCGACUAAGACCAAGAUCUACUUCAUCAUGGAGUUCGCCAAGGGUGGCGAGCUCUUCAUGAAGAUCUCCAAGGGGUGGUUCAGCGAGCAUCUCAGCCGUCGGUACUUUAGCAGCUGUUAUCUGCCGUCGAAUACUACCACUUGCGGGGAGUGUACCACCGUCCAGUCCGAAGGUCUCAUCCAGACACUCUGCGGGACCCUUGGGUACGUGGCGCCGGAGAUUCUCACGAAGAAGGGGUACGACGGCGCGAAGAUCGACAUCUGGUCGUGCGGCAUCAUUUUGUUCGUUCUGAAUGCAGGAUACCUACCUUUUAACAACCUAAAUUUUUCUAAAGCUUCCUCAAUGUUCUUUUCAAAGACUCGGUCUCGCCCUUUUCUCCUUCUUGGGUUUGCCGUGGAGUUUGAACGUGAAGUGCCCAGUAGUGAUCUUCCCGCCGGCCAGCCUCCUACCUACACACAGAGAAACCUUCACUUCAUUCUCCUCGAGGUCUUUCAGAUUCGAGAUUUGUGGAAUUGGGAAUUAGGGAUUUGA